CACCCAGGAUGUCCGAUAACGCAGAACCCUUGCUAGACGGCAAGCACUAUGCCCUUGACGGCGAGGAGCUCGCGUUCUUCAAGUCACAGACUGGCAUCAACGAUGAACAUGCACUCAAAGCGCACAUCAUGAAAGUACAGGCGGAGGCAUACAAGGUUCAUCGAUAUAGUUGUAUAUUUCGCUUCAACUUCACCAAACUCAAGAUAUCGCGCUUGCCUGCCUAUGCCCAACUUCUUAAGUUGGGCCAGGAGCGCGACGGUGCCAUAUUCAUGGAUGUUGGCUGCUGUUUUAGGAAUGACGUACGCAAGGCCGUUGCGGAUGGCUUCGCCGUCCAAAACGCCAUAGCGUCAGACCUUCACCCAGAAUUCUGGGACCUCGGCCACAAGCUGUUCAACACCACGCCCGCCACCUUCCCCGUGCCGUUCGUCGCGGGUGACGCGCUCUCCGCCACCUUCCUCCCGCCGACGCCGCCUCUCAUGGCGUUGCCCACGAGUCCCGCACCUGCGCUCGCCAGCGUCACCACGCUUGGGCAGCUUCUCGGGCACGUCUCAGCCGUGCACGCCUCGUCAUUCUUCCAUCUCUUCGACGAAGCGCACCAGGCGCAGCUCGCGCGGGCCCUCGCGGGGCUGCUGUCCCCCGCCCCAGGCUCGCUCAUCUUUGGCGCUCAUGGAGGACGUUCCAGCAAAGGGCUCCGGCGCGUGCGCGAGCGGGUGGGUGAGAAGGGCUGGCGCACAGAGCCUAUGUUCUGCCACUCACCGGAAAGCUGGCGUGCGCUGUGGGACGGAGAGGUGUUCCCGCCGGGCACGGUGCGCGUAGAGGCGAGCUUGCAGCAGCGGAGGGACGGGGCGUCCGCAGAGGUAGACGAGGAGGGCGCUUGGGCGGGUAUCUUGGUAUGGUCUGUUACAAGGGUGUGAACCAAAGUGUACGACAUCAAGACUUGAUUUUGCACUGGGUGGCGUGUUCACCCAAUC
This is a messenger RNA of Postia placenta MAD-698-R-SB12, 971 nucleotides long. RefSeq lists its product as hypothetical. NCBI's taxonomy places the organism in Eukaryota, Fungi, Basidiomycota, Agaricomycetes, Polyporales, Adustoporiaceae. Bases 9 to 914 code for a protein of 301 amino acids. The record is from RefSeq and is a predicted model, not a curated record. The transcript is spliced from 5 exons.